Mesocricetus auratus (golden hamster) is the source of this 7825-nucleotide messenger RNA. It is a transcript of the gene Clasp1, whose product is annotated as cytoplasmic linker associated protein 1. The transcript has 44 exons. Lineage: Eukaryota; Metazoa; Chordata; Mammalia; Rodentia; Cricetidae. Gene Ontology annotation, cellular component: cytoplasmic microtubule; spindle microtubule; microtubule organizing center. Gene Ontology annotation, molecular function: microtubule binding; kinetochore binding. The record is from RefSeq and is a predicted model, not a curated record. Gene Ontology annotation, biological process: mitotic spindle assembly. The coding region runs from base 422 to 5245 and encodes 1607 amino acids.
GGCCGCACCGCGCAGGCGCAGUUGGCUUCUCACUUUUUUUUUUUAAUCCCCGCACCAAGCACUUAACCUCAUUGGGGUGGAGGAGAAGGCGGCGGCUGUCCGGUCCGCGGCCCCAACAGUAGUGAAUAAUAAGAGCUAAUGGACUGCUGAAUUAUGAAGUAUGUCAGACUCACUCAUAGAUCAUCACUCCGCCACUCUCUCCUUUAUCGCCUACUAGUUAUUUAAAUUGGACUUUUAAUAUCCUACCAGCUGCUCUUCAGACACACAUGGUGCAUUGCUGCCAUUCCCCGGAUUGCAUCUUUGAAACACACGCUCUUAGUAGCCUUCAGCGAACAAAGAGGCCACCUCCCGGUACAGCUACCGGGAGGGAGUCAUCCUGACUGCCCUCUAGCCUUGGCCGGAUCUGGAUUUGAAUUCUACCAUGGAACCUCGAAUGGAGUCCUGUCUGGCCCAGGUGCUGCAGAAGGAUGUAGGGAAACGGCUGCAGGUUGGCCAGGAACUCAUAGACUAUUUCUCAGACAAGCAGAAGUCUGCUGACCUUGAACAUGACCAGACCAUGUUAGAUAAGCUUGUGGAUGGACUCGCUACCUCUUGGGUGAACUCUAGCAAUUACAAGGUGGUUCUCCUGGGCAUGGACAUCCUGUCUGCACUGGUGACAAGGCUGCAGGACCGGUUCAAGGCACAAAUAGGCACCGUGUUGCCAAGUCUAAUAGACAGACUGGGAGAUGCUAAGGACUCCGUGAGGGAGCAAGACCAAACCCUGCUGCUAAAGAUCAUGGAUCAAGCUGCUAACCCCCAGUAUGUGUGGGACAGAAUGCUCGGAGGCUUCAAACACAAGAACUUCCGCACGAGAGAGGGCAUCUGCCUCUGCCUUAUUGCAACACUCAAUGCCUCUGGGGCACAGACUCUAACACUAAGCAAGAUCGUGCCACAUAUAUGUAACCUACUGGGAGAUCCCAACAGCCAGGUUAGAGACGCAGCAAUAAACAGUCUGGUGGAGAUUUACAGACACGUAGGCGAACGAGUGAGGGCAGACCUCAGUAAGAAAGGGCUGCCACAGUCCCGGUUGAAUGUCAUUUUUACAAAAUUUGAUGAAGUCCAAAAGUCUGGAAACAUGAUACAGUCUGCAAAUGAUAAGAAUUUUGAUGAUGAGGAUUCUGUGGAUGGAAACAGACCUUCUUCUGCCAGCUCCUCUUCAUCCAAGGCUCCAUCCAGUUCCCGGAGGAAUGUUAGCAUGGGGACUACCCGUCGACUUGUAUCAUCCAGUCUUGGAUCUAAGUCUUCAGCUGCAAAAGAAGGUGCUGGUGCUGUGGAUGAAGAGGAUUUUAUUAAAGCCUUUGACGAUGUGCCCGUAGUGCAGAUUUACUCUAGCCGAGACCUGGAGGAAUCCAUAAACAAAAUUAGAGAGAUCCUAUCAGAUGACAAGCAUGACUGGGAACAGAGAGUCAAUGCCCUAAAAAAGAUGAGGUCAUUGCUCUUGGCUGGGGCUGCUGAGUACGAUAACUUCUUUCAACACUUACGUCUUCUGGAUGGAGCCUUUAAACUCUCAGCUAAGGACCUGCGGUCUCAGGUAGUGCGGGAAGCUUGCAUCACAUUGGGGCAUCUGUCAUCAGUUCUGGGAAAUAAGUUUGAUCAUGGAGCUGAAGCCAUUAUGCCAACCAUCUUCAAUUUAAUCCCAAACAGUGCCAAAAUUAUGGCUACUUCUGGUGUUGUAGCUGUUAGGCUAAUCAUUCGGCACACGCACAUCCCUCGGCUAAUCCCUGUCAUAACAAGCAACUGUACCUCUAAGUCUGUCGCAGUUAGAAGGCGCUGUUUUGAAUUUUUAGAUUUACUUUUACAAGAAUGGCAGACACAUUCACUAGAAAGACACAUAUCAGUAUUAGCUGAAACAAUAAAGAAAGGAAUACAUGAUGCCGAUUCUGAAGCAAGAAUAGAAGCCAGAAAAUGUUACUGGGGUUUCCACAGUCACUUCAGCCGAGAAGCAGAGCACUUGUACCACACUUUGGAAUCCUCCUACCAGAAGGCCCUGCAGUCCCACUUGAAGAACUCAGACAGCAUCGUGUCUCUGCCUCAGUCAGACAGGUCUUCUUCCAGCUCUCAAGAGAGUCUCAACCGGCCCCUUUCUGCCAAGAGAAGUCCCACCGGCAGCACCACAUCCAGAGCCUCUACAGUUAGUACCAAAUCUGCGUCGACGGCAGGAUCCCUCCAGCGGUCUCGAAGCGAUAUUGACGUGAAUGCAGCAGCCAGUGCCAAAUCCAAAGUCUCCUCAUCCUCAGGCUCCACUGCCUUCAGCUCUGCAGCAGCGUUGCCUCCAGGGUCCUAUGCAUCUUUAGAGUCCAGACACGUGAGGGAAGACUUGGAGUACGUAGGCCUGGAUGCAGGUCGGAUCCGCACGAGACGGCAAAGCUCGGGGAGUGCCACCAAUGUUGCCUCCACACCGUCAGACAGUCGGGGCCGCAGUCGCGCCAAAGUGGUUUCACAGUCUCAGCGAUCCAGAUCUGCUAACCCCGCUGGUGCUGGCAGCCGGUCAAGUUCCCCUGGGAAGCUGUUGGGAAGUGGCUAUGGUGGACUUGCUGGGGGUUCCUCAAGAGGCCCACCUGUAACUCUGUCUUCAGAAAAACGAAGCAAGAUUCCCAGGAGUCAGGGAUGUAGCCGAGAAACAAGUCCUAAUCGGAUAGGAUUAGCACGGAGCAGCCGUAUCCCCAGACCCAGCAUGAGUCAGGGGUGCAGCCGCGAUACCAGCCGUGAGAGCAGCCGCGAUACAAGCCCUGCUCGGGGCUUCGCUCCACUCGCCUCUCGACGUCAUUCCAGGUCCACUAGUGCUCUCUCCACUGCUGAAUCUGUUGGGCAGUCAGAUCGGUUUGGGCUGGGCCAGUCAGGACGAAUCCCUGGUUCCGUGAAUGCCAUGCGAGUAUUGAGCACCAGCACGGACCUAGAAGCUGCGGUGGCUGACGCGCUGCUGUUAGGAGACGCCAGGAGCAAGAAGAAGCCUGUGAGGAGGAGGUACGAGCCCUAUGGAAUGUACUCUGAUGAUGAUGCCAACAGUGACGCCUCCAGUGUGUGCUCUGAGCGCUCAUACGGCUCCAGGAAUGGUGGCAUUCCCCAUUAUCUGCGGCAGACUGAGGAUGUAGCAGAAGUUCUCAACCACUGUGCUAGUUCCAACUGGUCAGAAAGGAAAGAGGGGCUCCUGGGCCUGCAGAACUUACUGAAGAGCCAAAGAACACUGAGUCGAGUAGAACUGAAGAGAUUGUGUGAGAUUUUCACCCGAAUGUUUGCUGACCCUCACAGCAAGAUUGCUGAUUCAGAAGCAGAAUGUGAGGAUAAAGAAGGAAAUUUGUUACCAUCAGAAGGCUCUUGUCCAAGAGUUUUCAGUAUGUUUUUGGAGACCCUCGUGGACUUUAUCAUCAUUCAUAAGGAUGACUUGCAAGACUGGCUUUUCGUCCUGCUUACACAGUUACUUAAGAAAAUGGGAGCAGACUUACUUGGAUCUGUGCAGGCGAAAGUUCAGAAGGCACUGGAUGUCACCAGGGAUUCUUUUCCCUUUGAUCAACAGUUUAACAUUUUGAUGAGAUUUAUUGUGGAUCAGACUCAGACUCCAAACCUCAAGGUAAAAGUUGCCAUCCUGAAGUACAUCGAGUCUCUGGCCAGGCAGAUGGACCCCACGGAUUUUGUAAACUCGAGCGAAACAAGGCUUGCUGUUUCUAGAAUCAUAACAUGGACUACAGAACCAAAGAGCUCAGACGUGAGAAAGGCAGCACAGAUUGUGCUCAUCUCUCUGUUUGAAUUGAACACUCCCGAAUUUACCAUGUUACUUGGUGCCUUGCCAAAAACAUUCCAGGAUGGUGCCACCAAACUCCUGCAUAACCACCUCAAGAACUCCAGUAACACCAGUGUGGGAUCUCCAAGCAAUACCAUUGGCCGGACGCCUUCCCGACACCCCAGCAGCAGGACCAGCCCCCUGACCUCACCCACCAACUGUUCCCAUGGGGGACUAUCUCCAAGUCGGUUGUGGGGCUGGAGUGCCGAUGGGCUAUCGAAGCCCCCACCUCCCUUUUCUCAGCCUAACUCCAUUCCCACCGCUCCCUCCCACAAGACUCUCAGGCGCUCUUACUCUCCCAGCAUGCUGGACUAUGAUACAGAAAACUUGAACUCUGAAGAAAUCUACAGCUCUUUGCGUGGAGUUACAGAAGCCAUCGAAAAGUUCAGCUUCCGAAGCCAAGAGGACCUGAAUGAGCCAAUUAAGCGAGAUGGCAAGAAAGAUUGUGAUAUUGUGUCCCAAGACGGGGGAGCAGCCUCACCUGCCACCGAGGGCCGGGGAGGUGGUGAGAUGGAAGGAGGCAGGAUGGCUUUGGACAACAAGACCUCCCUGCUCAACACACAACCUCCACGUGCCUUCCCGGGGCCGCGAGCACGGGAAUAUAACCCAUAUCCCUACUCGGACACCAUCAAUACCUAUGACAAGACAGCUCUGAAGGAGGCGGUGUUUGACGAUGACAUGGAGCAGCUCCGCGAUGUGCCCAUUGACCAUUCGGACCUGGUGGCUGACUUGCUGAAAGAGCUCUCUAACCACAACGAGCGUGUGGAGGAGCGGAAGGGGGCACUGCUGGAGCUGCUCAAGAUCACCAGGGAGGACAGCCUGGGCGUGUGGGAGGAGCACUUCAAGACCAUCCUGCUGCUGCUGCUGGAAACUCUAGGGGACAAAGAUCACUCUAUUCGAGCUCUGGCACUGAGAGUUUUACGGGAGAUUCUGAGAAACCAGCCAGCAAGAUUCAAAAACUACGCAGAACUGACCAUCAUGAAGACUCUAGAAGCUCACAAAGACUCCCACAAAGAGGUGGUGCGGGCUGCUGAAGAGGCUGCAUCGACACUCGCCAGCUCCAUCCACCCAGAGCAGUGCAUCAAAGUGCUGUGCCCCAUCAUCCAGACAGCCGACUACCCCAUCAACCUGGCUGCCAUCAAGAUGCAGACUAAAGUGGUAGAGAGGAUCACCAAGGAGUCCUUGCUGCAGCUGCUGGUCGACAUCAUCCCUGGCCUGCUGCAGGGUUACGACAACACCGAGAGCAGUGUGCGGAAGGCCAGCGUGUUUUGCUUAGUGGCAAUCUAUUCCGUAAUCGGAGAAGAUCUGAAACCUCACCUGGCACAGCUCACGGGGAGUAAGAUGAAGCUGCUGAACUUAUACAUAAAAAGGGCCCAGACCACCAACAGCAACAGCAGCUCUUCCUCUGAUGUGUCCACACACAGCUAGUGGCCAUGCCAGUCUGUGAAGAACACAUAGUGGUGGUUGGUGCCUCUGAGAAGCUCCAUCAGCUGCCCAGUCCACUCGAGGAGGCCACACAUAAUUUAUUACAAUCAGUAUUUUGGUCCCUUCCAGCUUUUGUGUAGAAUUUUGCUGGUAUUGAAUGUAACGGAAGCAAGGCCUGUGAUGCAGUCUCCCUAGAAACAAAAGGACUGAGAAAUGAAGAGCCAUACUUACACGUGUCUUGCACGCCUGCUGACAUCACCCAAUCAUGGAGGGCACAGUUCUUAGAACCCAGAGCUCUCCACCAGUGCUUGGUACACAGUAGCCUAUUUCUUCAGUCCAUACAGACUUGGGGUGGUUUGGGGUGUUGCUGUGUGUUCUUUAUGCUUAUGUUCUUAGAGUGUGGUCAGAUGGGACAAGGACCCCCCACCACCACCACCUAUUUUCCAUCUGACACUGGGAAAGGCUGUGUGUGUCUUUAGGUUUUGUCUUAAAGAGACCUUGUCAAAGUGGGAUUGCAGUCUGGGCAAGAAAAGGACAGCAACCUGGAGCUGGCCUCAUGACAAACAAAUGAGCUUGGCCUCUUGUGCAGACAGGAGCUAACUGCCCUGUCUUUGGAAAUAGGAUCAGUAAUGCCACCAAGUUUCCAUGGUUGCAUUAAAUAAAAGGUGACUACAGAAUGCCGAGAUUGGAAACAGGCUUACAUUGUGUUUCCUUCCCAGGGAAUCACUGGCCUAACCUCUUGAAGGUCUUUUGAUGUAGGAACUAAGGUAGUGUCUGGCUAAAUGUAUUUUGAGUACAAUUCUCAAGCCAAAUGACAAUUUUUAAUGCAAUCAUGCAAACUUUCCUAGGCUGGCCUUGGACUUGGUAUCCUCUUGCCUCCUGCCUGUAGCCUCGCAAGUACUGUGGUUUAUAGUUAGGGGCCAUGAGCCCAGCAAGAGACACUUUGGGGGUGUAAAUUGUAGCAAAGCAUGCACUCUUCCAGUGCAGAGCCCACCUCAACUACUGGAGGUCAAAAGAGUGGCUGGGCACCUAAGUUCUUAGCCUUGACUCUGGCACUGAGUCUCUGACCCUCCAAAUGAUUGGGUUGGCACACACCUUUAAUCCCAGCGCUUGGAAGGCAAUGGCAAGGUGGAUAUCUGUGAGUUCUAGGCCAGCCUGGUCUAGAGUUAGUUCCAGGACAGCUGGGGCUAUCUAGAGACUGUCUCAAAGAAACAAUCAAAAAGAGAGAGGUUGGGAAAGCCCAAUGCUGUAUUUGGAAAUACACUGAAAAUGAAGGCCCUUAUCUGUGUGUGUGUGUGUGUGUGUGUGUGUGUGUGUGUGUGUGUGUGUGUGUGUGUGUGUGUGUGGUUCACACAUGUAACUGCCCCACUGCUGCUGUUCAGAGAACUCGGGGGUGCAUUUUAUGGGAUUUGCUGUUAUUGACUGGUUUGGAAUCAAAAUACAGCAGGACCAGACUUGACUUUGGGCUGAAAAGAAAAAACUCCUGUCUGUUGAGAGUUCAUUAAUGAAAUUCCUUUUCACCCUCCACUAGAGUCCCUCAGUGUUGUAGCCACUGCCUCGUGGAAUGGUGCAACCUGCAGGUUACUUAGGAGUUCUGUUAGGGUUAAUGCAGUUAGAAGGACCCUUCUCUGGAGUCCCCUUCCCCGCAGAUGGUCACCAGGCCCCCACGGAAACUGGACAGUUCAGAGCAUUGCCUGAUUUCCUCACAGCACUCACAAAGGGCUAGCCUCGAAUGUCACAUGCCCUCUUCACCCUGAGUAGAGAGAGUACAAUCAUUUCACAGGUCUCUUGGGCUCACUCUGAAGACUGCUGCCUGCAAUGCUGAGGAGACUCGCAUGCUGCCACCACCACCUCACGGAGGGCGACGGCGCCUCACGGAGGGCGACUGCGCGCUCUCGGAACCCUGAUGGCUACAGCUGCCUUGCCUUGCCUCCACCUCCUCAAAGAACUCUGUUCAAAGCACCUCGUCCCUGAAGGACUGUGCCCAACUCCCACCUAUCUGACUAUCCAGGGCCUCGAAACCCCCUACCCUGCGUCCAGGGGGGACUGCUCAUCUGAUUUCCUGCUUCCUGGCAAGCUGCCCCCCUCUGCUGGACAGGCGCUCUCCAGGUGCACUCGUGUGCCAGGCGGACCUGGUGCCCACAGACGGCCUGGGCUCGCCUUACCUAUGGGUCACUAGCUUUUCAACACCUGUGCAGGUAACGCGACAGGUCUGUCUCAGACAUCUUCUGUUUCUUUCUCUGCCACUCUUACGGAAACUCCCACUUUAAAAGACGGCAGAUCAGAACUUUGUAGACCCCCCAGCCAGGACUCUGCUAACAAUGUUCGGAAGAAAUAAUUGCUCUGAAAACAAUCCGCCACCAAAAUAGUUCACACGCAUGGUCCCUGUGCCCCCAGAUUGGGUGUUGUUUGUUUGGGGUUUUUUGGGGGCUUUUUUCAUGUUACAUCCAUAUCUGUAUUUAUAUCUUAUUUGUUUCACCUUCCAAGUGUAUCAUGGCAAAUGUACAGAUUUUUUUUGUUGUUGUUAAUAAUGUGCUUAGGAUUUGCUAAAAAACAAAAAUUAAAAAAAAAAAAAGACCUUGA